Cynara cardunculus var. scolymus (artichoke) is the source of this 1740-nucleotide messenger RNA. RefSeq names its product F-box/LRR-repeat protein At1g67190-like. NCBI's taxonomy places the organism in Eukaryota, Viridiplantae, Streptophyta, Magnoliopsida, Asterales, Asteraceae. The record is from RefSeq and is a predicted model, not a curated record. Gene Ontology annotation, molecular function: protein binding. Bases 271 to 1530 code for a protein of 419 amino acids. The transcript has 2 exons.
AAAGUUUGAGAGUUUUGGCCCUCACACAAAUUAGAUUCCAUCCCUACAUCUUCUACACACUAAAACCCUAAAUUCAAGAUUCAUCGUCUUUCUAUCAACUGCCUACUACUGAUUCAACUCACGCCCACUUCCUUUCUUCAUUAACCUUUUCUGGGUUUCCUUCAAGAUUCUUCUUCAUUUUCAUCCCCCUGGGCUUCAACGGUAAGAUCAGAUUUAGAUUGUAUCUACUGUUCUUGAAGUUUCACAUUUUAGUUUCUUGAUUGAUUGAAAAUGGAACAUCUUCCUGUGGAAGUCAUCGGAAACAUCCUUUCUCGGCUCGGUGCUGCCCGAGAUGUUGUGAUUGCGUCUGCUACUUGCCGGAAAUGGCGAGAAGCUUGGCGGAUUCACCUCCAUACCCUUUCGUUCAACUCGAACGAUUGGCCCGUUUAUCACGAACUCACAACGAGCCGACUCGAAAUUCUAAUAACUCAAACAAUCUUCCAAACCACUGGCCUUCAAUCCCUUUCCAUCAUCAUGGAUGAUGUCGAUGAGUUCUCCGCAGCCCCAGUGAUCGCGUGGCUUAUGUACACUCGAGAAAGUUUGAGACAGUUGCAUUAUAAUGUAAGAACUUCGCCCACGAUUAAUAUCAUUGAAAAAUGUGGUCGCCAGAAGCUCGAAGUACUGAAUCUAUCCCAUAACACGAUCAGUGGUGUCGAACCAAGUUACCAGCGAUUCCCGUCUCUGAGAUCUCUUUCGUUAAGUCAUAUCAGCAUUUCCGCUCUAGAUUUGAGUUAUCUCCUGACAGCCUGUCCGAAAGUUGAGAUCUUAACGCUAUUGAGUCUCGAUAUCGCCAUGUCAGAUGCACAGACGUCCAUGGAAUUGAAUAGCCCUUCUUUGAAAGAUUUAUCGGUUGAAGCCAUCAGUUUGGAGAAGUUCAUACUUGAAGCCGAUGGCCUCGAAAAGCUGCAACUUAAAGAUUGCACACUUGAGGUUUUCGAACUUAUUGGCAAAGGGACGUUAAAGCUUCUAAAGAUCGAUGACGUUAGCGUUAUUCAUCUCGAUAUUGGCGAAAACACGGAACAUCUUGAAGUUGUGGAUGUUAGCAACUUCACCAUCAUGUGGGCUAAAUUCCAUCAUAUGAUCUCGAAAGCAUCAAAGCUAAGAGGGCUUCGGCUUUGGGGGGUUGUGUUUGAUGAUGAAGAUGAAGUUGUGGAUAUGGAGACGAUUUCCAUUUGCUUCCCUCAAUUGACACAUCUGUCCUUGUGUUAUGAUCUAAAAGAGGCAGCGCUUCAGUACAGUUUGCAGCGAUCGUUUGAGCUGAAGAAUGUGAUCAUGUUGGAACUCGGGUGGACGGUGAUCACGGAUCUGUUUUCGCAGUGGGCAGCGGGGUUGCUGGAGAGGUGCCCGCAUCUUCGGAAGUUGAUCAUUAAUGGGGUUGUUUCGGAGGCCAAAAGCCACGAAGAAUGCCAAGUGUUGGCUAGCUUUACGACAUCGAUGGUUGGUCUGAUGAGAAAGUAUUUGCAUGUAGAUGUGCAGUUUGAAUAUGAAUGAAUUCAACAAACACUCAUAUGGUCUCCUCCAGAAGCAGGUAAUGUCUUCAAUUGUGAAUGGAUUGAAGCUUGCAUUGUGGUUGUGGUUGUAGUUGUAGGGAUUUUGCAUCUGAUGUAGAUUAAAUCUUAUUAUAGUCUUAUAAUGCAAAGAGUAUCUCCUUUGGUUUUAUUCCUUCAAUACAGGGAUUAAUAUAUGAUGUUAACAUUGGAU